UCGGUACAUUUCCGAGGGUCUGUCGGUGUAUUUAAUGGAUAACUCAACGGUCAAAUUGCAGACUAUUAAUUUACGUGUGAAUUUAAUUUUAAAUUUGUACCAUAUCGCCACAGAGAAAUACACUACGCUUUUGUUGCUCAAGUGAAUGACCAAGAAACCCAGUAAGGUGAACAGCAAUCAAACGACAAGUUCAUCAUGAGCACAUCCACCGAACAGCCACCGCGCUUCGAUAGCGCCGAGACCAAUGGCUCUGAGAGCACAUCACAGCGGGAGCAGCAGCAACAACAGCAGCAGCAGAACCAGAACCAGAACCAGCCACAGAAUGCGACGGCCAAGCUCUUGCAGCAUAUCCAAACGAAUCGAAUUGACUGCGCCCUGUGGGCACUGCGUCUGCUAUCGAUUUUCUUUACCCUGAGCUAUGUUUUGCCCAUAUUCACUUCACAACAGAGCUCCUUCACCAAGGUGCUGCUGGCCAAUGCGGCCAUCUCUGCCCUUCGUCUGCAUCAACGUGUGCCCGCCUUCUCGUUCAGUCGCGAAUUUCUGAGCAAAUUAUUUGGCGAAGACUCGUGUCACUACAUGGUGUACUCUCUGAUCUUCUUCAACAUACGUCCCUCGCUCUUGGUGCUGGUUCCCGUGCUGCUCUACUCUGUGCUGCACGCCUCCAGCUAUUCACUCAAGUUGUUGGAUCUGCUUGGCCAGAACUCUUGGUGGGGCGCACGUUUCAUCAUCUCGAUUGUGGAGUUCCAGGCGGCCAAUAUACUGAAGGCCACAGCAUUCUGCGAGAUCUUCAUUAUGCCCUAUGCCAUUGUACUGACUUUUAUGAGCCACGCUAGCCUGAUGACACCCAUCAUCUACUAUCAUUAUGUGGUGAUGCGUUAUACCUCACGCCGCAAUCCCUAUCCCCGAAACGCCUUUGCCGAGCUGCGAAUCACCUUUGAGGCGCUGGCCGCUCGUUCUCCACCUGCCGUUGCCAAAAUUAUUCGUGGCGGCAUUGGCAUUGUCAGCCGUUUGGCGCCCCACCCAACGCCGGUGCCAGCGCAGUAAGGGAACAGGAGAACGCUACUAAGGACACUUAAAUAAGAUUAUUUAACUAUUGCACCAGCCCAUUCACACAGAUGUUCCACGGACAGUCGGAGUUUAGGGUUCAUUUUGGUUUUAUUUGUUGGUUAAAAAAAAUUGUUUUUGCACCAUUCAAGCAGCGGCCCUCACAAAUCGGCUUGAAGUCUUUUUUCAUGUUCCAUCCGAUGCGUUUUGGCAUAUACAUUAUUUCUAUUUUCACAAUCGGUUUGCUGAUGGAUCCUCCCCUUACACAUGUAUGUUAAAGCGUAUUAUUAACAUUAAAUUCAAAGGAAAAUGUA
This is a messenger RNA of Drosophila guanche, 1358 nucleotides long. It is a transcript of the gene Kr-h2, whose product is annotated as Krueppel homolog 2. The transcript is spliced from 5 exons. The record is from RefSeq and is a predicted model, not a curated record. Gene Ontology annotation, biological process: endoplasmic reticulum tubular network organization; membrane organization. Bases 196 to 1044 code for a protein of 282 amino acids. NCBI's taxonomy places the organism in Eukaryota, Metazoa, Arthropoda, Insecta, Diptera, Drosophilidae. Gene Ontology annotation, cellular component: endoplasmic reticulum; membrane.